UCAUUUUUCUUCGCGUCUGCAGUUUACACGCUUACUGUAAGCUCUUCGCUCUUUCCUACCAAUUUUCGGAAACCAAAACCUUACAUUCUCUGCGUUUACGAGGUUAGUUUAUCCCUUUUCAAUCAUUUUAUUCAUUUUACGUUCCUCAAUGCACUUUUUAUCAUUACAGUUUUUGGCAACAGCAUUUUUCCUCGAGUUUUCGAUCGCCUGUAUCUGGACCCCUAUUGACGUCCUUAUUCUCACGACUCUGCCGAAAACACUUUGUAAGACUCUCGUGUGGCUAGGUCUCAAUGAAGCAGGCGAAAAGGCCAUCAAAGUUCCAAUGGCUUUUUUAAGUUGUCUACUUUCCUUCGGAUUUUUUAUUCUUUCCCUACACAUCACGAAAGCUCUGGAUGUAACGCUUUUAUCUGAGUGUGGACCGAGUUACUUCUGCGAUUACGUAGGAGAUCGUUUAUGCCAGAGAGUGUUGAAUGAAUUGCCAAGAAUGAGUACGAACGUCAGGGGCAGGGGUCGUCGUAAGAAGAAGCGUAGCAGACCACGUCCUAGAAGUUCGAGCUGAGCCCUCGACGAUGCUAAUUCAGUCUUGAAACGUAAAUCGCAUUUGCGAAUAUUGAUCAACAACUGUGUGUGCGUUUUUUUUUUUUUAUUAUUUAUUUCUUUUUUAUUAAAAAGAAGGCAUUUAUUUCGUCCGAACUGAAGUAUAACGUACAAAUGGUAUAGAUAAUAGUGAUAAUAAUACAAUUAAUCGUUAAUUAAUAUCAAUUAAUUAAUCAUACAUAUGUCGAUUACAGUACUGUAGAUUGUUUAUUAAUAUGUAUAUGGUAAUUGUACUAAUGAGAUGUUCAGUGUUCAGUGGCAGCAUAUAUAUACACAUUAAGGUGAUUUGAAUUUUCUUACGUUGAUUCUUCAUCGGAUUUUCGUCCUUUUAGUAUCCUAACGUUCUCAGGCUUUCUUUCCACCUUUACAAGGAAUUCUAUGGGGCAAAACAUUA
This is a messenger RNA of Venturia canescens, 991 nucleotides long. RefSeq lists its product as uncharacterized. The transcript has 3 exons. The record is from RefSeq and is a predicted model, not a curated record. Bases 149 to 559 code for a protein of 136 amino acids. NCBI's taxonomy places the organism in Eukaryota, Metazoa, Arthropoda, Insecta, Hymenoptera, Ichneumonidae.